AGCACUUCAGAUUCCCUGUGAUGCGGCUAAAACGCCUGAUUCUCCUGGCUUCUGCCGGGGUGAGCUCAGGGCAGACACUGGCCGAAGUGCUCACAGCCCAGAGCGCGACGCUUUCCAUGCUCAACAGCUGGCUCUCCUCGCAGGAGCUCAUCUUCACCAUUCUCAGCGGCGCCCAGGGCGUUACCCUCUUGGCUCCGAGCAACGAUGCCCUGACGGAACUCUAUAACUCGCCCCUGGCUAACCAACUGGCUCAGGACCCGAACCUGCUCACGGCCUUCCUGGCCUAUCACGUCCUCGACGGCAUCUUCUUCAAUUCCCACUUUGUCAAUACCCAGCCACACUUAUCACUCCCGACUCUGCUGGACAUUGAGACCUUCUCAAACGUCUCUGGCGGGCAGCGGAUCAUCUCUACCUCUCAGAACGGAGCCGUGACCUUCUUCUCUGGUCACGGAGCCCAGGCCGCGGUCCAAGGAGCGGAUUACAACUACGCCGGCGGGACUCUGCACAUCAUCGAGUCAUGCCUCACCAUACCAGGCAGCGUGACCAACACGCUCAUCGCGGCGGGCUUGACCGCCGCCCUCGGCGCUCUCCGGCGCUGCAAGAUGGAGGACCGGCUUAACACAGACACGGACGUGACCAUCUUUGUGCCCAACAACGACGCCUUCAAGGCCAUUGGCAGCCUGGUCGACGGCAUGACGCUCGAGCAGCUGACGACGGUGCUCAACUACCACGUCGUGCCCGGCAAGGUGCUGUACAGCCAGCAGAUCUCGGGGGGCGGCCAGGCCCUUACCGCCGAGGGGGCCAUGCUGAAUUUCAGAACGCUGGAUGGGGAGCUGUUUGUCAACAGUGCGAGGAUUGUCCAGCCGAAUUUGUUGAUUGCGAAUGGGGUUGUGCAUGUCUGUGAUGGGGUUUUGAAUCCUGCCAACGCCACCGCCGCUCCGAAUCCUUCGGCCUCUACCCAGGAACCCGCCUUCGCUGGGGCCAGCAGCACGGAUGGUGAGGUGCCUUUUACUUCUGCCAUUCCCACCGUGACCAGUCCGGCUACUUCUACCGUCAGUGGCGUGAAAGCUGAAGCUCGUGAAGCUGUCUGA
Molecule: messenger RNA, 1091 nt
Organism: Canariomyces notabilis
Lineage: Eukaryota; Fungi; Ascomycota; Sordariomycetes; Sordariales; Chaetomiaceae
Product: FAS1 domain-containing protein
Exons: 4
Coding region: 21-1091 (356 amino acids)
Biological process (GO): macroautophagy
Cellular component (GO): fungal-type vacuole membrane
Source: RefSeq, a predicted model, not a curated record